UUUUAGUUUGACGCUGGUUAUUUUUCAGCACAGCAUGCAGUUUCAAUUCCCGGACAGCUCUUUACCACAGCAUCACAGAAGGGAGGGGAAAACGUCGGACAAUUGAGACAGACAGCUUGCGGUGACUAAGGAGCUCAGGCGGAAGGAUCUGUGGUUAACAUCAAAACCAACAGAGCCAGUAGGCAAAAUACUAUGUUAUCAUUAUUUACCUGUGCGGGUGCAUGUUAGCUGGACUGUGCGUUUUGUUUAUUUUAGAUUUUUCUAUACUGAUGCUUGGAUAGGUUCAAGUUCGUCUCUGUAAACCCUGAUUAUAGGUGCUUGUGUCGAGAUCCAGAGCGAAUGAUGCUUGAUUACUCUGAUUUUUUUUCUUUUUUGUUGGAUCUCCGAUGAUCUCGAGACAUGCAGUUCUACAACGAACUGAUCAGACGAAUCUCCGCUCUGUUCCCAACAACUCAGGGUGCCAAGCUUCUCCCAAGGUAGGACCUCUUCUGUAGGCCUGUUCCUGCCUCCCAGCAGCCAUGGAACCCCUCCCUGAGUACUCUAUGUUCAUGGUCCGCAUCCUGGAUGAGCUGGACGCCAAGCACAACAUCAUUUCCUACCAGGACCUGUGCAAGUCCCUGUGCACUCGCUUCGACCUAGUGCAACUGGUCAAGCUCCGCAGCCUGCUCUUUUACACGGCAUGCCUGGAUCCAGCCUUUCCAGCCACCCUCUUCAAGGACAAGAUGCGCUGCUCCAUGGAGGACCCGCAAUCCAAGAAGCUCAUGGUGGCAGCAGACAUUGUCACCAUGUUCAACUUGAUCCAGAUGAAUGGAGGCAUAGCCAAAGACAAGCUCCCCAUAGUGCAUAGAGCCAAGUUCCACAAGAACCAGUCGGUGGAGCUGUGCAGUUCUGACAGUAAUGACCAUACAUUUCAGGACUGUGAAAGAGGGCUUAGUUAUGAGCACAUGGCUCACCCCAGGGAUGAUCAUCAUCACCACCACCACCACCACCAUCAUCACCGCCCGAAGCAGCACCCUGCAGCUCAGAGCGCCCCUCCCUGUCCUAAAACAUCUGAGUGCAACAACUGCCAGAAGUUUAUUCCAACCUCGGACCCUAACUUUCUUCUGGGAGUCAGCAAGGACCUGAAAUGUACAGCAGGCUCUCUGGACAAGCUGCACCAUCUGCCCCAGUACUCCAGUGGUAGUCCACAAUCUCCAUCCUGUGAAAUGCAGAGCACCUACUUUCCCAUGGACAUUGACAGCGAGUCCAACACCGACCAGGAGUCCCUGCAGCCCCUCAGCCAUCCAGAGACCUUCUCUGUUCACUCUUGCAUCCAAAAGAGGAACAUAUUUAAGGAGGACUUCCACAACUUUGUGUCCUUCUCACCACAGGUGAUCACCACUGAGGAAAAACAGGGACGGAAGGCUGCUGACGGCUACCACCGGAGGGAACUGCACAAGCCUGCUACAUUCUUUAACCACAGCUUUGAAUUACCCUACAAUAACCCCUACUUUGAGCCGACAUUUAACUCCCCUCUUCAAGACAGACGAAGGGUGAAGCACGAGAGCCUGGACGACUUACAGGCAUCCACAUACUUUGGUCCGACCACAGUCUCUGAGUGCGUUAGCAGCAGGAAGUACAGUAACAAAGCAAGGAAGCAGCCAGCGUGGCCGGUAAAGAGCCUUAGUCUCAACACAGAAGAUGGGCCUUCAGACUUUGAGAGGUCAUUUCUGAACAGCAAACCACUUAAAGAAAACCACCACCGCAAUGUCAACAUCAUAAGCACUGACAACGAGCAGCAUUUUCAGAGCUCAAAGGAAAAGGUAGUAGCUUCUCCAUGUGGCUUUGCAAAGAAAACUAAUGGAAUAAAAAACAAGGAUGUAGCACUGAUAGUAAGUGGGUCUGCGGGUUUGGAGAAAAGAGACACAGCCAAAAGAUUUAAGGACAAAAAUAUGAACAGUCUAUCCUUUCAGAAAGUGGACAGCUCCUCUAGUGUUGGGACUCAAACAGAGCAGCCUGAGCAGAAAAAGGUAAAGGAAUACCCAGCUAAGUACAGUGAAAGAGAAAGUCAUGCCUUCAAACACUGUGAUGAGGACUCUGAGGUCAUUAGUGAUGACAUAAGUGACAUUUUUCGUUUUCUGGAUGAUAUGAGUGUUUGUGACUCUUUGGGCCUUGUCCAAUCGUCAUGCUACAACAGUAAUGGGUCUCUCUCUCAGGUAACGCUAAAAUCUGAAGGCGACAGCUCCCCUGAACGCAACACGGUCAAACUAGCCAAGUCCAAGCUGGAUCGCCUCUUCCAUUCGCUGGAAAACACAGACGAUGAGCUCAAAUUGAGUGUGUGCAAGCUGGUUAUGAGGAUUGGUGAGAUCGAAAAGAAGCUAGAGUCUUUGUCAGAGGUUCGCAGUGAGAUCUCCCAGGUGCUCUCCAAACUCAAUAAGCUGGACGAGAAGAUCCAGGAGCCUGAGGCCAAUGGGAGACACGGGAAGACGGCGUCUGGAUCUGGAUCCACUGCCACCCCCGACAAGCCACAGCCCCACCUUCAUCCACAUCCCGACACCACCCUCUCACCUUGUGUUUUCCAGUGCCACACCACCGGUCACAAUGUUAAAAUGGACAAUGGCACUUCAGGGGAGUGGUGCUGCUCCGAUGGGAGUACCAGCGAUAGCCUCAGGGUAAAAGCUCUAAAGAAGACCAUGUUCAUCAGGAGGUCGUCCCGCUCACUCAACGAGGAGAACAGUGCCAUUGAUUCAAAGGUCGCCAGCAUCACCAACUCUACACGAGACUGGAGGACAGUCUCCUACUCUUGCCACCCUGAAGACGAGGACAAGGACCGAGACAGCAAGGGCAGACACCGGAAGGCUAAAGAGGUAAAUACACUUUUAAAUUCACUUUUAAAUCAGACAGUAUUUCACAUAUGUAGAAACUAAAGCAUGGCUUUAGUAAAUGGAAUAAUUAAAUAGAACAGAUGCAGUACAUUACAUAAUAGAGGUGUCAAAUAUAGACAAUUGCUUAUACUGUAUGGAAACACAAAGACAAAAAAUCAAAGUGAAAAAAACUCAGUGGGAAAGGAGAGCAUAUAGGAUGGAGAGCAUUGUUGUUUUCUGCACACGUGCCACAUGAUGGUUCGCAUACACAGUGGCACAACCACACCAUGAAUGUUGCGCACACAGCGGCCGCUGCAGCCCAUACGUUAGCAAGUGUGUGGUGGAGAGAGAGAGGGAAAAAAAGAGUAAGUGCUGAGUUUGUUGGAGUAUGAAGUUAGCAGUAACUGCUUUAGCAGCUUUGAAGCUGUGAAUGUUGAUCUUUUUAACUCUAACCAUAAAUUAUUCGCAAAAGGUCAUUAGCAAAUGAAGCAAAAGCCUUACUCUUUGCAUUUGAAGAUAAAUUGUGCUUACAUUUGUGAUGGUGAUAAUGAGAUAUUAGUGGGGGUUAGUGAAGUGGGGGAGAAAUUAUCUAAUCUAAUGUGUUGAUGGACAGGAGGAGUAGGAGUGAGGCAUAUAGAUACAAUCUUUUAUCACUAAAUAUGGAAUUUUAUGUCAUGGUAUUGAUGUAUAUUGUGACAUAUAUGAAAAAGAAAUUGUUGAGAAACUGACCAACAGGACUGUCUGUUUUUGUUGCCAUUAAACGGUCCUGCACAUUGA
This is a messenger RNA of Sander lucioperca (pikeperch), 3620 nucleotides long. It is a transcript of the gene minar1, whose product is annotated as membrane integral NOTCH2 associated receptor 1. The transcript has 3 exons. The record is from RefSeq and is a predicted model, not a curated record. Gene Ontology annotation, biological process: negative regulation of TOR signaling; negative regulation of cell population proliferation. Bases 519 to 2906 code for a protein of 795 amino acids. Gene Ontology annotation, cellular component: plasma membrane. Lineage: Eukaryota; Metazoa; Chordata; Actinopteri; Perciformes; Percidae.